Eremomyces bilateralis CBS 781.70 is the source of this 874-nucleotide messenger RNA. Its product is annotated as DUF757-domain-containing protein. The coding region runs from base 75 to 542 and encodes 155 amino acids. NCBI's taxonomy places the organism in Eukaryota, Fungi, Ascomycota, Dothideomycetes, Eremomycetales, Eremomycetaceae. Gene Ontology annotation, cellular component: cytoplasm. The transcript is spliced from 5 exons. The record is from RefSeq and is a predicted model, not a curated record.
UCCGAGUAUGAUAUCCAGAUCGCAGAACUAUCAAAUAUUUUAUUCACCGUGUACUUUGUCUUCAUCCUUUAAACAUGUCGGAAGUAGCUCCCCCAGCUAAGUUUAAUGCCGAAGAGGCGGAUAACUUUGAAGAUAUCGAGAAGCAAUUCGCCGUCAAAGCCGUCCAGCAGAUGCUCACCUAUUGGGCGAUCCUUCAAAAGAUGCGUGGUUCCCGUUUACGGUUGACCAAGUACGACGACGAGAUCUACGAGCACUUCAAGAAGGAAUUCCCGGACUUCGACCCGAAAGCCACCAUCAAUGAAGACGAGAUGAAGAGCAAGGCCGGCAAGGAGAGAUGGCGGAAUUUCGUCAAUCAGUACGCGGAGAAGAUCGAGGAUUUCAAUUAUGGGACGAUGCUCCGUGCCAAUCCCAAGGACGAGUACGGCGAAAAGGAGACUAUCUUCGCCGUACGGAUGCAGUUUUAUGCGAUCGAGAUCGUGAGGAAUAGGGAAGGCUUGAACGAUUGGAUUUACGAGAAAGAGCAUCCAGAGGAAGCAAAAUAAGCCAGUCGUCCACUGGCAUGUAAUGGUUUUGUUUCCCAGACCAUCGACCAAGGGGGGAGAAAUCAACAGCUGUCGACCAUCAUGCAUCUUCAAAGAGCAAGAGAUUGAAGCAGGUAGCUGAGACAGGAUGGUACAAAAUCUGUACAUAUCUCAGUGUGUUGUAUUAACAGAGCUCGACAUUAGUUCGGUCUACGGAUCCACCAGGUUAGAAGGAGAUCUGUUUCGCUGAAUUGUCAUGCUAAAUCCUGGGACGUGGAACAUUGCUCUAAUACUCGAUGUCCAUGAAAUGUUACAUAUCGAGUCAAAUUGCAAUCAGAUAACCCUAAAUCCGU